Messenger RNA from Lasiosphaeria miniovina, 522 nucleotides. RefSeq lists its product as uncharacterized. The record is from RefSeq and is a predicted model, not a curated record. The annotation marks the transcript as partial. Lineage: Eukaryota; Fungi; Ascomycota; Sordariomycetes; Sordariales; Lasiosphaeriaceae. The transcript has a single exon.
AUGUCGAAGCGCACCCUCUUCACCACCAUCAGCCCGCUACCGCCCAACAUCACGCGCGAUGUCGUGCUCAACUUUCUCCACGACCACCUCGAGAUGAUCGAUCUCAACCCCCUGGUCAUCGAGCGCCACCCCAUCAAGCCGCCGCCGCACGCGCCCCCCGACGAGAUGGACUGCGUGUGGUAUUCGCUGACGGACAAGAUCUCGUACCUGCCCGGCGGCCUCAUGACGAGCGACGUCACCUACACGUGCGCCUUCAACGACAUCCCCACGGGCCUGCAGACGCACUGCUACGCGCCCGCCGGCCUCAACCUUCGGAGCAGGUGGACCCUCAACGGCUCGCUACCCGGCGAGCCUGUCGAGCCCGUCGAGCUGGGCCUCGGCGCCCCGCUGACCGGCCUGUACCUGCGCGAGGACGUCGAGAUGCGCUGCAACAUGAUCAUGACGGGCUUCGUCAAGAAGACGCUCAAGAAGUCCCACGCCGCUCUGGUCGACCGCCUCAAGACCAAGGCCCAGCUCGCCGCC